Molecule: messenger RNA, 1291 nt
Organism: Chinchilla lanigera (long-tailed chinchilla)
Lineage: Eukaryota; Metazoa; Chordata; Mammalia; Rodentia; Chinchillidae
Gene: Tex13a
Product: testis expressed 13A
Exons: 3
Coding region: 96-1253 (385 amino acids)
Source: RefSeq, a predicted model, not a curated record
GCCUCACAACUUCCUUUCCUUGGUGACCUGAGAAGGGGAAAGACCCUCCUGGCCCUGGCCCUGGGCCAGCAAGGCCACUAAGGCCCUUAACCAUCAUGGCCUUGAAACCCGAGGACCCCUGUACUGGAUUCCAGCAUGACACAGUGGUAAAAUUCAUCAACAAGAAGAUGACCAGGCACCCAAAAGGCCCCAAGUUCUACUUUCAAAAUCUGUCUCUGUCCUGGGAGGAGAUAGAAGACAAGAUCAAGGCCAUUCUGGAAGACAGCGAGGUGCCCAGUGAUGUUCAAGAGGCCUGUACCUGGGGCAGCCUGGCCCUGGGCAUGCGUGUAGCUCGCAGACAGAGGCACUUACAGGCAUACAGGGUGCAGUGGCUGCACGAGUUGGCCAAACUGCACAAGUCAGCCACUCAAGCCUUGGCCUCGGAUCUGAAGCAGCUCAUAGAACAGCAGGAGGUGGAGCGCAAGGAGGCUGCCUUCAAGCUGUGGCUGGCCCAUGCCAAAUUGGCCCAGAUGCAGAAAGAGAGGGACCUGCUGAGAUGGAAGCUUGUGCAGGCGGAGCUAAGGGCGCUCCCAGGGCCAGCUGUGCAGGAACCAGACACGGCUGCUAUCCCAGAGGUGGAGAUACUAGGAGCAGGUGAGAAGCAGGAGGAAGCAGAGGCUGAAGCUAGUGCCGCGGGUAGAGGAAGAAAAGGAGAAGAAGAGAUGGAUGUGAUCAGUGCAGCCUCAGAGGAGGCCACACAGGAGCUAAGUGAAAGCCUCCUGCAGCUUCUUGAGGUUGUCCAGCAGAAAAAUUACACCUCUGGCAGAGAGAGAGAGGGCGAUGUUGGGCCUGUAGAAACAGCCACGCUUUAUCUCUCUGGGACUCUGCAGGCCACGUCCACAGCCUCACCGGGACCCCUUCCUGUCCAGCUCCCUGCCUCUUUCACAUACAGCUACUCAAGCCCUUUGUCCUGUUUCCCAGCUGCAUCCACCUCAUCCCCACUAGCAGCCACGAGCACAGCACCUGUUCCACCUCAGCUGCCCCCUCACUGCUCAGCCUCCAAUUUUAACUUGUGGUCUGAUGUGUGGGCUCAAGGAGUAGACCCUCCAGAACACCAGAAAAGGAAGAGAGACUCUGAACACCAUCAGCAGAGAAAACAUCGAGGGCAUCGCAAGCCUGGGGAUUGGAACUGCCCUUGGUGUAAGGCCGUGAAUUUUUCACGAAGGGAAAACUGCUUCCGCUGUAGGAGGGGAAUCUGGCUGCAAAGCCCUUAGUAAAACCAGCAACAUGCAAUAAAACACUGCAGUAGGAA